CGAUCACGUUAACGUACCAAUAACACGCUGUAUUUUAUUGUAAUACCGACAUUAAGCGUUUCAAGCGGUAGUAAGCGUAACGUGGUUUUGAACCAUUCUCGGGGAGACGUUUUAUGGAUUUCAAUUUUAUGACCAUGGAUUAAGAGGAGGAUACUUUUUGAAGAAUCUUUUGAAGAAAUUGAAUCUAUAGUAUAUUUUGCAACCAGCCUUCCACAAAAGAUGCAGUUCCUGGCUAUCAUAAUCCUCGUGGGCUGUCUGGCAGUGGCGCCUGUAACCACCAACGGAGCUAGCCAAUGCCCGAUAGGUUGCUACUGCAACAAACAGUUUGUGGACUGCAGUGCCCUUAUGGAGUUUCCGAUAGAUCUUCCCCUAGAUACGGUCCGUUUUCGCACCUCACUUAUGAACAUCCAGUCAGUCCCGCCGAAAGCGUUCUCAUAUCUACCGAAUUUGACGAUAGUGGAAUUCACUCAGUCCAACAUCCACUCGAUCCACAGCUGCGCAUUCACAUCCGCGCCGUCGUUGCAGAAGAUUGUUUUCGAAAAGGCCGUAGUCGGUAAUGUUGAAAGUUACGCCUUCAAUGGACUUUCCAACUUGGAGCAAAUUGAAUUUGCUAACAGUCGUAUAGGAAGACUUAAACCAUUCGGUUUCUAUAACCUCACUAAGAUCACCAGCUUUAACAUCGUCAAUACGAACCUGACAAAUUUCUACUCGCACGCUCUUUGCAAUUUAAGUGACAUCGGCAUAUUUAAUUUCAAGGAAAAUAACGUGAGCGAUAUGGUAACAGGCGCGAUAACGCACGUGCACGACGUGAAUUCCGUCUUUAUAGUGGGCAACAAGUUCUGGAACAUGCAUUGCGGAGUCCUCGACACCUUAAUCUCCAUCGGUGCUACUGCUAAAUCGCUGGCGAUGGAAAGCAACACGUUUUACUGCAACUGUUCAAUAUCUCAUCUUGUAAACCACGUUGGCCAUUCCAAAUACCACGUGUUUCUGCCGAAAAGCAAGUGCCAUGGCCCAGAUGCUAUGGUGAACGCAUCCUCUCUAGCGCACGUGCCAUUCGGGGACCUGAAAUGCGCCGCUACCAUGAAUAUCGAGACGAUUAUCACAUGCCCAGAGGUCCCCUUGAAUCCUGACCCACAGUGUGUUGUGUAUCCCAACAAACCCACCUCUCCGGACGCCGGUGGUGAAAUGAGUCAGGAUGACAAUAACGCCAAAAACGGACGGAGAGGUUCCGGUGUGCGUGCGAACGGGAACGGUGACAAUAUCAUUUUGGCAUUGGCUUUUCUGACAUUGGCAUCCGCUGGGGUGCUUGCAUGAACGUACAAUUAGUGCACAAUUAAAUGUACUAUAUUUGAAACAAUUUUUGUCUGUAAAUUAAUUGUUUCACAUGUGUUCCGAGGACCAAUUAACUUUGACACUGAUAUCUAUUUGCUGAAAUUCUAUAAUUUAUGUUUAUGAAUAACGAGAUAUAUGUGAACUUUCAGAAAUUCUUAUACAUGUACAUAUAUCAUUCGUGAAUUAAAUUGUGUUUCGCGUACUUUUUGUAUUACUUUUCUUAGUCAAAUAUUAAGCGCCUUCUGUUUCGCAAAUGUUCGUUA
Messenger RNA from Dreissena polymorpha, 1595 nucleotides. Its product is annotated as leucine-rich repeat-containing protein 4B-like. Gene Ontology annotation, cellular component: extracellular matrix. Bases 220 to 1314 code for a protein of 364 amino acids. NCBI's taxonomy places the organism in Eukaryota, Metazoa, Mollusca, Bivalvia, Myida, Dreissenidae. The transcript has 2 exons. The record is from RefSeq and is a predicted model, not a curated record.